GAAAGAAAGAGAGAGAGAGAGAGAAAGAGAGAGGAGAGGAGAGGAGAGGAGAGAGAGAGAGAGAGAGAGGAGAGAGGAGGGGAGUGGAAAGGAAGUGGAUUCCCGCGUUCGAUGGUCCCGAUCGGAGAGGCCCGCCACGAUCGACGCAAGGAUGCCUAACGAGAACGCGCCAGUGUGCGGGUGCGGGGUGGUGGUCGAUCUGCCGAAAUCGCGAAAUGGCGCGCUGUCCUCGAGACGGCUCACGAUCAGAAUACCCAAGUCGAAGGGUGGGAAAUCGGACGGGCGGGCUGCCAAGAAGCAGCAGCAGCAGGACGACGCUCGUGGGAAGAGCAGAACUUCCGAAACGGGAAGUUGCAGCUCGGUGACGGAGCAAGCCAGACCGGUUACGAAAAGCAGCAAACACGAGAAGCGUUUGAAUCACUCGAGGAGGACCCGAAGCGCGGACAGGGCGGAGUCGCACUACACUUAUAUAGAGUCCGGCUCGAGCAUCCUUGGCGGUGGAAUAAGGGAGAACGCUAUACCGGAGGCGUUGUACGCCACCAUUCCAGACACGGCGAACGCGACCGCAAACGAAAGCGGAAAUGGUCAAUUAAACGCGCAAAGCAGGCCGGUUUACGCCAUCCCCUCUAUGGUAUCGCCACCGCCCACCUACGACGUGGCCAUCUCGAAAACAUGGCAGACCGGUCUUCCGCCCACCUACGAGGAAUACUUGUGCCACAAGUACGCCAUGAUCUCUCGUUCCCAUACACCACCGCCGCCAUGGUCGGACUCCACCACGUCGACAGCCACGACGACACCAACCGCGCCCACAGUUCAAACUCGCCGCGAAUUGUUGGCAAGUCAACCAGAGCUGAGGGAAUACCUGGCGCAAUUGUCGCUCUCUCAGAACAACGACAGGCCGGCCGGCCAUCACCACCAUCACCACCACAACCAGGGAACCGUGCUCAGAGACAGCAGCUAUCUCUCGAAUCAGCAAGCCUCGAGGGAGCAAGCGAGGACGCAGCAACGUCCACGAGCCAUGCCUCCCAGAUCCCAGAGCGAGAGCCGCGUGCAGCAGCAGAGAAUCGCGACCAUGUACGAGGACGGCGCGUUCUGCAUGGAAACGACCGCGCUGCAAUCGGCGUUCGAGAACGGGAUAGCUUUGUGCAGCCUGAUGUAAUCGGCAAGCCCACCAAUAUCCCAGUGAGGGGGAGGAAGGAUGAUCCCAGGAACGAAAUCUUUUUUUCUUUUUUUUCCCCUCGUUUAUUCCCCACCGUUCGAAGAAGAAGAAGAAGAAGAAGAAGAAGAAUUUCAUCUGGAUGGAUGCAACGAAGCGAAGCCCAAUGUCGAAGUUCUUCCCCCGACAAAUCCCUUUCGUAUCGAUCUUUCCCUUUCCUCUUAACCCCUCUUCUUAUCUUCUUAUCCCUAUCUUCAUCGAUGGAGAUGGAAUCGAAAAAGUUUGCGAACGAUUAAUUAAUUACUUUGUUCGUACACAGAAGGAUCCGUGUGGGACGACCAGAGAGGGAUUUCGCCAAUUUUUCAAGCUAAUUUUAGUCGGGCAAAGCCGUCGCGGGUGUUCACGAUCUACGCUCUGGAUAACGAACUUUGUCUCGAGGAAUAUCUUGUGAACGAUUCUUUUAAUACAGAUUGGGAUAAAUAAUCGAUUAAAUUAAACGCAGAAAGGUUUCUCUCCCCUGUCUCUAGUGGUUUUAUUUAUCAAGAGCAAAGAUCUACGCUCUGGACUUUGCCUCGAGCGAUGGUCGAAUCGAUCUUGUGAACGAUUCUUUUAAUACAGAUUGGGAUAAAUAAUCGAUUAAAUUAAACGCAGAAAGGUUUCUCUCCCCUGUCUCUAGUGGGUUUAUUUAUCAAGAGUUUCUCGAGCAAACGAUAUAUAAUAUAGAUAGAUUUUCCACUGCAUCUCGUUUCCAAUAACCUUUGAAAUUCUUCUUCCACGAGGCAGCUAUCAUUCGCACGAAUCUUUCCUCGAGUUAUAGCCGAGGCAUUGUCCUCGAAUGGUUGAUAACCGUUGGUUAAUUCAAUUCGUGCGAGGGAUCGCACGAGUCGGGAGGAGUGGCAAUUCCAUUCGUUGCUCGAGCAUCGAGCAAUGGAAUGUUUGAGGAUAACUCGGUUUCGACGAGUUCAUCUUCGUUCCGCGUAGAAACGAAAUAUUUCGCCAUUGCCUUCUGGUCGAUUCGCGCCUAACGGAGAGAAUAACCAAGUUUGAAGUUUCUGAAUUUAAUCUUGUUAUCUCGAUGACUUUUGAUCACUUCGAUUUUCUAUUAUAUUGACGCGAUAUUUAAUUUCUUUUACAUAUAAACUCGAGAUAUCUUCGGUUCCAUUUAUAAUCGUUUUAUCGAGUAAAACAUUGAUAUUCUUCUACGAUUUAUACGAUAAUAUUUAUAUACUUAUUUUUCAUUUAUAUUUUUGCGAUUUAUUUUAAUUUUCGAAGAGACGAAAUUCCACGUAUCCACGCCAAACGUUUAUCGUUAAUUUCUCGAGUGUCUGAUACGCAAUUGUAUAUAUAUAGGUUUGAUCAGGAAUUGGACGAAGGGGGAAGCAAUGAGAAACGGAGAAAGAUUCAGUGCAGGCCUAAUUUUGAAGCGAAUAGAAUAGUUUCUCCUUUUUAUUUCAACCGGUUUCCUCGAUAGAAUUCUAUUUUUUCUACGAUUUUUACGUUUCUUGUUUCCAACCAACCAGUCCAGAUUUGUACGAAUUUGUCGAGCGAUUCGAACGGCACUACGGUCGUUCUGCCAUUCCAUCAUCCGAUGCGAUUGUUUAUGCAAAUGGGCUUACGAUUUCGCAUUUAGAACGACACGUGUACGACAAUUGUGAACGCUAUGGAUUUUUGUAUAGCUCGAUAUUGGUUUCCAUUACGAUAUUAUACACGAUGUCUGCUAAUUCACGAGAGAAAUAGAGUUAGAGAGAUUAUUUUAUAGAGAUAAGAGGGAAAUAAUUGAGGUAUUCGCCUGUUUUUUCAGAUGUAUAAAUAUUUAAUCAAACAUUGAAUUGAAUUACGAUGUUAUUGGAAUAGUAAUUUUAAAUAUUUUUUUUUUUUUUUUCUUAUUUCGAAUUGUCGAAAAUCUUCUCGAUUCCACUCGCGUUCAAGGGACACCUCGUGCAUAUUUAUAUAUCCAGUGAUCAUCGCUUCUAUUCAUUCGCGGCGAGAGUUCUGUUUCCAGACACGAUAUUUCCUUACGCACGAAGGCACCAUCUAUUCUGCAAGCUUUGCGAGGGAAAUCAUGGAAGCCGAUUCAAUGAAACAUCGAAGAAAUAACUUGUAUCUCCUCGUAUCCCUUCGAAAUGGAAUUCAUUCCUGAUUUCCAUCUGCGCUGUUUUAUCGAUAAAAGAGAGAAAAACAUUGUGCUCGGUACACAACGUGUACUAUAGAUAAGUUUUCGUUCCAAUUUUUCUCUUCUUUCAAUUGGUAAAAAAGAAAAAUCCAUCUCGUUUUUUUCAGUUUUGAAAAAUUUCAUUUCCAUCCUCGAUGUUCGUAGAUCGUCACAGUUAUCGUAAUUUAUCGUCGAUUUCAACGAUAACGAGAGAACAUUAAAAAUUUCUAUAGUUAAUUUCUGUAUAGUGUCGAUCUUUACGUGUCCUCUUGUACAUACAACACAGUAUAGAUGGUAUUAAUAAAGACGUGUCGUUGGUUCUCACGUUUAAUUUCACAAGUUCGCAAGUUCAAGUUACUUUCGAGUGUGAUACGCGAAUAAACCGUUCUUCGUUCAAACAGUUUCAGUUUUCUCUCGAGAUGGAAAGUAUUUCAACUUAAUACUCCUGUAACAAUACUCAAACGUUUCCUCGAAACGAUUCUCCGCGAAUUCUCUAUGAAACGGAUAAAAAAGAUGGAGGCGUCGAAAUAAAAUUUCGAUCAAUUUUCGAUUUCAACUCGAUUAUCCGAAAGAGCGCGUAAAAAAAUUAUCUCGAUCGUUGAUUCUUGCAGACCAGCAAUAUAUCGCCAAACAAUCUUCCAACUCGUCGAAAGAACAAAUUAUUAUCGCAUUGUAGCUUAACAAUAAUUCACCGAUCGAAUAAAACGAUACACCGCGGUUACGAAUAAAACUUUCGAUUCAAACUCGAAAGAGAGAGAGAGAGAGACUCGAGUCGUUCGCCGUUAAAAAAAAAAAAAAAGAAACACGCGAUUCUCUCGAUAUCCACUAAUCAUCCACCGGUGAUUAAUUGUAAUUUAAAAAUCCUCGCUAGCCUCGUAAUCAUCGUGAAUAAUUCGCGAUUCGCGUGGUGGUGAAUAACGCGAUGAAUUAAUUAAUCGUGUAAAGUUAUCGAGCCACUCGACGUACCGUAUUAGAGCCUUAGGAACGUAAUUCCGUAAUUAAGUAACGUAACGAACACUAGCUCUAGGCGCUACGAGCCUACGAAUCUAAUCUUGUCCUAACGGCAUACAAAGUAAACGUAGCGUGUAAAUUGAAAGUCGGUGCAAAGAGGGAGGGGGGAGGUUGGAAAAAUUCGCCAUGUGUCGAAUUUAUUCGUCGCGUUAUGACUCGACACGACGACGUCCCCUCGUAGAAAACGCCGACUUUAUUCCGUGUAAUUUGAAUAGCAACGACAGGCGGUUCGUAAUUUGUGUCUGUCGGUUCGUAGAGUUUAAGAAUCUACUUUACCCUUCGAGUGCGAGCGAUUUCGCCUCGAGGAUACGUAUAAUCGUAUAAAUUGUAAAUAUAUAUAUUCGGGCGGGGAACUCCAUUCUCCGGAAUUCUGUCUUUAAAAAUUUUCCGUUCCAAGAGUUUUUCCGGGAUUUUUCUUUUUUUUUUCUUUUCUUUCCUCGUCGUCGGAAAUCUGAAAAUUAGAAAAAUUAAUUAAAAACGAAAGAAAAAAUAAUAAUAAUGAUAAACAAUCUCGCGAUUGAAAAUUUAAAGACAGUAUUAUCCCGGGGAUAAUGCCUCGUGUAGAUUUAAAUUAGGACGAGGAUGUAAGGAUGUAAGAUAGUCGUUAAGAACUUCGUAAAUCGUUAUUAUUACACUGUACAUAACAAUGAUUAUUACUCAUCGUCCCGUGAGCUGAAUAUCCAACUCUACACUCUACAUACUCGCGAAGCGAUACGAAAAAAAUAUUGUAUUUUCGCAUCGAGCGAGCAAGCGUCAUGAAAAAAUGCAUUAAAAUUUCAAAAUCUUUCCAACGGAUUGCACGAAGUUUAAGUUCGAUUGUACGUAAUUAAAUGGUGCGAAAACAACGUAUGUCGAUCAAUCACGAUUCUCCUAUCCUUAAUAUCUUAAAUAAGAGGAGAGCAACAAGAGUAUCGUUCCCUCCUUGUUACUCAUCAAAAUUCAAAUACAAAUUUCGUUUCACGAUGAUGAUACCCCUCUCAUUGGUUAUCCAGAUACUUUCGAGCGCCCACGACUCUUCUGCCAUCUACGCGGAUGGCCACGAAAUUAUCCAAACGCCGCGAGAAUAACUCGAAUAAUUAUCGCGGAACAUAAUGAACGAAACCGUCAUCGUUAUCGAGGCGAUUCAUCCAUUCAUUCAACGACGAAAAAUCGUCAAAUCAUUUUCGCGUGUAAAAAAUUAACGGGGAUGAUAAUACACGUGUCGUCGAUUCACCCCCUGCCUGGCCGCAAUAAGCGAAUAAAUACGUUCGAAGCGCCCUCGAAAAUGUCGAUCAGGGUUGGCCUCGGUCUCGUGGAAACAUUUUACGGAGGGGGAUCGAAUAGGAUGAGCUUCGAGCAGGACGAGCUUCGAGUCGAAACGAAAUCGUG
Apis laboriosa (Himalayan honeybee) is the source of this 5687-nucleotide messenger RNA. RefSeq lists its product as uncharacterized. The transcript has 5 exons. Lineage: Eukaryota; Metazoa; Arthropoda; Insecta; Hymenoptera; Apidae. The record is from RefSeq and is a predicted model, not a curated record. Bases 152 to 1159 code for a protein of 335 amino acids.